Messenger RNA from Punica granatum (pomegranate), 1336 nucleotides. Lineage: Eukaryota; Viridiplantae; Streptophyta; Magnoliopsida; Myrtales; Lythraceae. The record is from RefSeq and is a predicted model, not a curated record.
AUCACUCUUCCACACCAUCAAAAUUACACAAUCUCUUCAGGUGAAAAUCAAAGCCAAAGGAAAAUAAAAAUCGAAUCCAGAAAUAUGGCGCCACCAACGGCAACAACGCUGACGGCCCUUGCGGAGGAGAAGACCCUGCAGUCAAGGUUCGUGCGGGAUGAGGACGAGAGGCCCAAGGUCGCGUACAACCAGUUCAGCAGUGAAAUCCCUGUGAUCUCACUUGACGGGAUUGAUGACAAGGCUGAGGGGAGCAGGCGAUUUGAGAUAUGCAAGAAGAUUGUGGCGGCAUGCGAGGAAUGGGGGAUCUUCCAGGUGAUCGACCACGGGAUCGAUGCCAAACUCAUCGGGGACAUGACGAGGUUGGCUAAGGAGUUCUUUGCGCUGCCCGCAGAGGAGAAGCUCAGGUUUGAUAUGACCGGGGGGAAGAAGGGCGGAUUCAUUGUGUCUAGCCACCUCCAGGGAGAAGCAGUGCAAGACUGGCGCGAAAUAGUGACCUAUUUCGCGUACCCAAUCCGGAGCCGUGACUACACGAGGUGGCCGGACAAGCCGGAGGGAUGGAGGGCGGUGACAGAGGAGUACAGCGAGAAGCUGAUGGAGCUGGCGUGCAAGCUCCUCGGGGUGCUGUCGGAGGCAAUGGGGCUGGAGAAGGAGGCCCUGACCAAGGCCUGCGUCGACAUGGACCAGAAGGUGGUGGUGAACUUCUACCCCAAGUGCCCACAGCCCGACCUCACCCUCGGGCUCAAGCGUCACACUGACCCUGGCACCAUCACACUCCUCCUCCAGGACCAGGUUGGCGGACUCCAGGCCACUAAGGACGACGGCAAGACCUGGAUCACUGUCCAGCCCAUCGAGGGUGCCUUUGUUGUCAACCUCGGAGACCACGGUCACUUCCUCAGCAACGGGAGGUUCAAGAACGCGGACCACCAGGCAGUGGUGAACUCGGACUGCAGCAGGCUGUCAAUAGCGACAUUCCAGAACCCGGCCCCGGAUGCCAUAGUGUACCCGCUCAAGGUUCCAGAGGGAGAGAAGCCGGUGAUGGAGGAGCCGAUCACGUUCGCGGAGAUGUACCGGAGGAAGAUGAGCAAGGACCUCGAGGUCGCCCGGCUAAAGAAGCUCGCCAAGGAGCAGCAGCAGAUGAAGGAAAUGGAAUCCGCAGAACGACUCAAGUUGGAGACCAAGACCUUGAACGACAUACUUGCUUAGAAACUCUAAUUUGAAACGCCUACAUGUACACGUUUAAUAAUGUCUCCCUGAUCAUGAUAUUGUGUUUCUGCAUUAUAUACUGUUGAACGAGAUGCGAUUAUAUGAAGUGAAACUUUGUGUGGUUGAACGAAAA